Capsella rubella is the source of this 1261-nucleotide messenger RNA. RefSeq lists its product as uncharacterized. The record is from RefSeq and is a predicted model, not a curated record. NCBI's taxonomy places the organism in Eukaryota, Viridiplantae, Streptophyta, Magnoliopsida, Brassicales, Brassicaceae. Bases 12 to 926 code for a protein of 304 amino acids. The transcript has a single exon.
AAACAAAAGUUAUGAAUUUCCGGGGAGGCUGUUGUAUUGCGAGGUACGGUGGUAGUGGUGGUGGUGGUGGUGGAUAUGAUAUGUCGAAGGUUGAUCGGAUUAUGCUCCGGUACCGUCCGAUUGCACCUAGACCUGAUUCCGGUGGAUCUCCGUCUUCACCGACGGAGAAAAAUGGAUCGGUGUUAACGAGCGUUUCGUCUAAGUCACGGAGAGGUAAGAGGAAAUAUUCAAAGGAGAAUAAUAACAGUAGCAGUAGCGGUAGCGGAUCCGUUAAUAGUAACGGUAACAGCAAAAGACGGAGAAAGGAAGAGACGAAGAACGGAUCUGGUGGUGUCGGUGGUGGAGAGAUCGUGACGCUGCCUCUUCUUCCGGAGACUCCUGAAAAGAAGAAAGAGUCUUCUCCGUCGCGGGGUAAGGCGGCGCCGGAGUUAGGUGCGGCGGCGUUGUGGCUGAGUUUUAACGACGGAGAUAACUCUAUCAGACGUUACCAGACGGAGUUAAUGACGGAGACGGUUGUGUCGUCGUUGCUGACGGUGGAGGGUGUAACGGAGAGAUGGGUGGAGGAAGGAGAGUUUGAGUUAGGGUGUACGGACGAGGAGAGGAAGAUGAAACUAGAGAGAGACACGUGUCCGUGUUUCAUAUCGGACGGUUUAGGUAGAGUCGUUUGGACGAACGGGUCGUACAAGGAUUUGGUUGUUGGGAAAGAUCAGGAGAAGCAGUACUAUAGUAAGAUGAGUGUGUGGCUUGUGAUGAAGGAGAGGCCUUUGGUAACGUACCGGACGUUCACGUGUAGGAUGAGAUUGCAGUACACGUGUCGUGAUAAGGAGGUGAGUUCGAUCACUUCGUUCUGUGAUGUUUGGAGGAUGAGUGACGGUGGCUUUGCGUGGCGGCUUGAUGUUGAUGCUGCACUGUGCCUUGGACGGUGAGAUGAUUUGGAAGAGUUUUUGGCCGUUGGAUGAUAACAUGAGGAUACUACUUAAUAUAUAGCGACAUGCAAGUUUAGAGAUCUUUUGGACUUACAACUUUAGGAUUGUACAUAUUAAUUUCGCAGUUUUGUAGCUUUUGACACUUUCAUCUUUAUUUCCUGUUUUGCAGUGUUUGGUUGUUUUCAGUUUUUUUUUUUUUAGUUUAUAUAAAUUCUGAGUUACUCCGGUUAAUUGGGUAUGUAUCUCUUUUUUUAUAUUGUCUGUCUCCUGCUUUGUAUGCUUAAUUAUCGGACUAGUACUUAGGUUGUGGUGGCAUAUAUAUAUAUGUUUAAUCA